AUGGCAGAAUCAAUUGUGGCUGGUAUCGAAACCGAUGUCCAAUCUGAUGUCAGAGCUGAGGUCAAAGAAGUUGUUGAAGAAAUAAAGGAAAUCUUUAAAGAAUUGUUCCCAACUAAACAUGUUUUUCGAGAUGGUGCUCAACCUUCAGAAAUUUUAAAAUUCGAGUCAGAAACUGAAAUCAAACUCCCUGAUGACGUUGCAUGUUAUUUCGAGCUGGUGAAUGGUCAACACUAUGUCAACGGCUUAUUGGCUGCUUUUUUCAAUAUUUGGAUGUUGGGCCUGGACGAAAUCAGAACUAGUUUUAAGAUGGAGCUCGAUUUUAUUCACGAUAACUUUGAAUGUUUUGACCAAGGGGCCAUCCCAAAAGACGCUGUCAGAACAACUUAUUGCGAUAAUCAAAUUUUCCUUGCUCUAGCUAAUGAUAAUGCUGGGAAUUAUAUGGGUGUUGAUUUAAAUCCAGGACCUAACGGUAAAAUAGGUCAAGUAGUUAUGUGGGAGAGAAGACAAGUUCUACACAAUUGA
Messenger RNA from Hansenula anomala, 522 nucleotides. RefSeq lists its product as uncharacterized. Gene Ontology annotation, biological process: regulation of fungal-type cell wall biogenesis. The coding region runs from base 1 to 522 and encodes 173 amino acids. The record is from RefSeq and is a predicted model, not a curated record. Lineage: Eukaryota; Fungi; Ascomycota; Saccharomycetes; Phaffomycetales; Wickerhamomycetaceae. Gene Ontology annotation, cellular component: mating projection tip. The transcript is spliced from 2 exons.